Molecule: messenger RNA, 4804 nt
Organism: Scophthalmus maximus (turbot)
Lineage: Eukaryota; Metazoa; Chordata; Actinopteri; Pleuronectiformes; Scophthalmidae
Gene: trim25
Product: tripartite motif containing 25
Exons: 10
Coding region: 172-2136 (654 amino acids)
Molecular function (GO): zinc ion binding; protein binding
Source: RefSeq, a predicted model, not a curated record
CUGGUCCACAUACUUGAUGUGUCAUUGCGCUUGGCUCUCUUUCAAUAGUUGUUGACGCAGGGUCGCGUUUGAGGAAGCUGUCGUCGGACUUUGUGGACGUGGACGCGGACUGCCUUAUUAUUCUGCGUUCGCUGUGCACGUGACAACUCGAGCCUCGCCUGAGCUCUGAACAUGGCGACGACGGACGACACUCCGUUCUCUCUGAAGGGUCUGGAGGAUGAGCUGACCUGCAGCAUUUGUCUGAGCCCCUUCGACUGUCCGGUGACCAUCCCCUGCGGACACAACUUCUGCCGGAGCUGCCUGCUCGCCACCUGGAAGGAAGCCUACAGCUGUCCCCAGUGUCGGACCCACUUCAGCACCAAACCGGAGCUGAAGAAAAACACGGUCCUCAGCACCGUGGUGGAGACCUUCAACCUGAGGUCGAACAAGAGCGACGUCUGUCUGUUAGGAGAGGAGCAGGAAGCCGAGGGAAAGGAUGUCAUACGGUGUGAUACCUGCAUGGAGGCAGAGGCGUCCCAGACCUGCCUCACCUGCAUGGCCUCGUUCUGUGAGGAGCACCUGCGUCCUCACCGGGAAAACCCAAUCUUCCGUCCCCACCAGCUGAGUGAGCCUGUCGGGGACCUGUCGGAGCGCAUCUGCCCGGACCACCACAAGCUGAUGGAGCUCUUCUGCAAACAACAUGUCCGCCCGAUCUGCAGCCUCUGCCUCCAACAAGUCCACAAAGGCUGUCCCUUCACUUCUCCUGAGGAGCAGAGGACGCUGAAAGAGCAAGACCUGAUAGAUAAGUUGGAUUUGCUGGAUGGGAAGAUUUCACAUAACAGGACUGUUAUACAUCAAAUGAUGGACAUGCAGGAUGUGUUGAUGGACUCAGCCGCCAACAGGAAGCAAGCUUUGGCAGCCGAAUAUCAGCAGAUGCGUGACAUGUUGACCCACGAGGAGAGCGUCGCUCUGAACGCAGUGAGUCAAGAGUUGGAGAGUGGUAAGACCAAACUCCGUGGUCUCACAAAGAAGUUCACGGAGAACAUCGAUCACAUGAGCAAAGCUCAAGAGGAUAUCCGCAGUCUGCUUGGUCAGUCCACAUCACUGGCCUUCCUACAGGCGUCAUUCAACCUGCCCUCAGCUGUAAACUUUGACCCUUACACCCCUCGAAUCUACCUGGACUCCAAGAGGGUGAUGGCGAACGAGGCCUUUGCUGCUGGCUUGAAGGAGCAUCUGACUGAGCUUUUUAAUCAGCCUGUUGAAGCCAGACUGCAAAUGAUGAAACCAGGUGAAUGGGGAGCUUCUGCCUCAGGAUUUAGACCCAUCAACGCUUUCCAAGACUAUGAGCCUCCUGGUCAUCCCAGACCUCCCAACUUCCAAGGUGGAGAUCCGAGCUCACAACCCAGAGCAGGCCCAAAGAAGAAGCCUCCAAAAGAAACCAAAAAAACACAAUCCACUAAAGGCACGAUGGGAAAUGUGAACUUAACCCAUUCGAUGGAAAAUCUGUUGCUUGGUGGGAAAAACAAAGCCAAAGGGUGUCCCGCCCCUCAACCCAAUCAGAGACCAGAAAUUUCAAACAUUCCCUCAAACAUAACAUCUGCUGAAAAAAGAAGCGACCUCUUGAAAUAUGGCACAGCACUCACUUUGGAUCCAAAGACCUCCCACAGACGCAUCAUUCUGAGUGAGGAGUUUACUAAGGCGUCUGUGACAGAUGAGCAGGAAAACUACCCCAACUGCCCUCAACGAUUUGCUGUCUGCUCCCAGGUGCUCACCUCUCAGAGUUUCUCUAGAGGGCGCCACUACUGGGAAGUCCGACUCAGCUGCAACAACUUCAUUGGCAUAGGCUUGGCUUACCGCAGUAUUGACCGCAAAGGUCCCAACAGUCGACUGGGCCGCAAUGCCCAGUCCUGGUGUGUUGAGUGGUUUAACGUCAAGCUGUCAGCUUGGCAUAACAGCAGCGAGACCGUGCUGGCCAAUCCCAAUCCAAAGCGCGUUGGUGUGCUGUUGGAUCUUGAGGGCGGCGUGGUUACAUUCUUUAACGUGUCAGACAGGGCGUAUCCCUUCCACUGCUUUGCGUUUCCCUUUACUGAAGCAGUGUUUCCAGCUUUCUGGAUGUUCUCAAGUGGUUCAUCCAUUUCUUUGUGCAAGAUGCAGUAAUGAGGAGCAUAUGCACAUACAAUUGCAUAUGCAACUACACACACACACACAGUCCACUCUUUUUCUUUUUUUUGUCAUUUCCAUGCAUAGAACAAUGGAAAACUUGUUGCCUGCUCUUGGCAUAAUUGAGGUUAGAGGAUGAUGAGCCCCACUGUCAGUGCGUACUGCACACAGUGAUGUAGCCUUCUGUUAAAUCUGCUUCAAACUAAGAAAAUGUGGGAAUAUAUGGUUGUGGUUAUUCUGAGAAUAUUAGUGCGCAUACAGCUUUGAGCGUCACAUCUGGAAUUGGUGUCGACAGUUACCAGCUUGCCGUAGCUAAAGUCAUUAGCUGUUAGCAUUACCUAUGCUAUGCUAACUGAUUUACAGCAGCUGGAUUUGUGGUUCUGGGACCUCUACGAUGGCAGAGUGUUGGGCUUUGUCAGGUUUCCCCAAACAUUGGAGAAGCAAAAUAACUUGCAUAUCCUGCGUCGCAUGUGACUGUGAUGCACGUACGUGUCAGUCUUACUGUAACAGAACACACAUGACUCACUGGCCACUUGCAGCAUAGUUUUUGUGUCAAUGUGUCUCCUGUAUUAACUGUGCAGACUAUGUAUUACGCGCUGUAGAAUGGUGAUGAUUGUGAGUACGUACAGAAGUGAAUUCAUCACACAGUGCAGUGUUUCGAUAUGAAGUCUGCAUGUGAAAAGAUUCUGAUUGUUUUGGAGUGUGGCUGUUAAGGAUAUAGAGGUGGGUGUAUCAAAAGAUUCCGUCAUAUCAGUCAAAAAAUGUCAGUUAAAAUCUUUUCCUCCGUGAUAUCAGUCAAAAAAAUGUCAGUUCAAAUCUUUUCCUCCGUGAUAUCAGACAAGUUUUUCCCCCCAUCACAAUGAGUAAUUUCUAGUGACCUUAAACAUUCAGAAUGUGAAAAUGAUUCAUCUCUAUGGACUGAAAUGUAGAAAAAAUGAAUCCAAUCUUGUCAGUAAUAAUGCUUAUAUAUCUGUGGAUCUCUCACUUUUGCUUCCUCUGAAAGAACAUGUAUGUAUGCCAUCUAGACAACAGCAUGUUCUGUGUUCAACUAUCCCUUUCUGAGCAUUCAGUUAUGCUAUUCGAUUUACACAAGCCAUGUAGCCUACAGAAAAUAUAUUUAAUCAUAUCUUUUUCUUUUUUUCAUUGAAUGAAUAUAUCAUUUCUAUCGCCCACCUCUAUUUGCUCACUUCCUCAAAUGUUUGGCUGGUUCGGCUGAUGAGAACAGAGGUCAGGUAGACUCUGGUUUUAAGAUCUGACGAUCGCUCUCUUUUUGUGUUUUGUUUAAAAGGCCAUUUGCCUCCGAGUUUGAGGUAAGGAAUACUAUCUUGAGCAGAAAAGAGAGAGUGGAGGGGAUGAUGCAGCAAUGGUCCAUGGCCGGAUUUAAACCUUGGACGUCAUGCUUGCAUGGUACACCCCAUGGAAAUAAAAUGCUAUACUGUUUUAUAUCUAUGGUAGGCACAGUACACCAAGAGGCCAUCACAUUGCUCUGUUGGCUUUUACCUCGGUGGCAGGAAAGUAGUUUGAUGCAGUUUCACAGGGGAGAAUUAUUUGUUGUUUGUUACAAAGUUUACCCCGGCCUGUAAGAUGCGUGUUGAAGCACACUGGUGUGAUUCACACGAGCACGCUCAUCUUGCAGAUGCGAAAAGAUGUGAAAUGACAAACUGUACGGGUGUCGAGCAGUAGAGAUCUGUCUUCACAACAUGUACUGCAGCAAAUGUACAGUGAAGUUUUAACGUGGUUCUCUUUGCUGUUUUGACAAAGGUAGGCUGAGGACCAACGUCCCUGUAUUUAAGAGACACAGAAGACACUGUUGUCCACAGUGACUGACUCAUAAGCUUGAGAAGGUUCAAACAGGAUGAUCGCCCUGGGGAAUGAAUCCGUUAACUGUCGGUUAAUUGAAAAGAGCUCUGUGAAACAUCUCUGCCAGUGCACUUUAGGUCUGGGCCUUAGUUUAUUAGGUGACCUGCCGGCAUUAAAGGGCACGAUGAAUCACUGCACGCAAAGUCUGAACCUGUACAGUGAAAUGUGUGGUUUUCACCAUUUACUGUCGCUCAUAUUCACAAUGGAAAAUAUAGGUUUGGUACAGACAGCUUUGUGAACUUAUUGAGGGCUGUACCAUACCACAAUGUGUUUCCCAACUCCUCAUAUUGUGUUGAAGCUUACUACCUAUCUUAAAUAACAUGGGUGUCUGUGAUUAGCGGAAUAAAGCAGUUAUGUUUGUUUGUAACUUUUGACUUAAUUACUUUUUGCUUCUGUUUGUGUCUGGUAGAAAUGUAUUUUGGAUCAACGUCAGACUCCAGCGGCUAAAAUAAAGAUUUUGUUGAUCUGUUGUGAUUGUUCCAUGCUGGACUUGAAACAUUUGGACGUAAUGAAUAACUACAUCUGAGUUCAAGUGUCUCAGCACACUGGACUCUAACUGUGUGCCGCCUUAAGUUAAGACUGAAUCAGCCUUUGUGUAACCCUCCUACGUUUGAUUCCCCUGUGAAACAGGUAAAUUUAAAUUGCAGGUUCAUAUAUUAAGUCAUUGCUGUAGUGAUUUAAUUUGGUUUACUCCACAGGAGUUUAAGUAUAUGUGGUUACAGUAUGUUUAUACGUCUUUACAUUUAAAAAGAUUAACAAAUGACUUGCAUGUAUUAAUAAAAAUAAAGAAAUUCUCUCCCUAAAA